Messenger RNA from Solea senegalensis (Senegalese sole), 2909 nucleotides. It is a transcript of the gene dnajb5, whose product is annotated as DnaJ heat shock protein family (Hsp40) member B5. Gene Ontology annotation, biological process: negative regulation of transcription by RNA polymerase II. Gene Ontology annotation, molecular function: protein-folding chaperone binding. The transcript has 4 exons. Gene Ontology annotation, cellular component: cytosol. Bases 149 to 1276 code for a protein of 375 amino acids. The record is from RefSeq and is a predicted model, not a curated record. Lineage: Eukaryota; Metazoa; Chordata; Actinopteri; Pleuronectiformes; Soleidae.
AGCAGCGGCAGCAGCAGCAGUCUGUUCAGCGGAGAAGCACCGAGACAAACCGGACCAUGUUGAUGUAAAAUCCUCCUUUUUGCCGCUGAUUGUUGUGUGACUGACCACAGCCGGAGGUGAUUAGGGGACGUCCCGGUGCCAAGAGUGUAUGUGUGUGUGUGCAGCUAUGGGGAAGGACUACUACAAGACCCUGGGCAUCCCCAAGGGCUCCAACGAGGAGGAGAUCAAGAAGGCCUACCGUCGCAUGGCGCUGCGCUUCCACCCUGACAAGAACAAAGAUGCCAACGCAGAGGAGAAGUUCAAGGAGAUCGCAGAAGCCUACGAGGUUCUCAGCGACCCCAAGAAGAGGGUCGUCUACGAUCAGCUGGGAGAGGAAGGUUUGAAGACAGGAGGCAGCACUUCUUCAGGUGUUCCUGGUAACACAACACACCACUACACCUUCCAUGGGGACCCUCAUGCCACCUUCGCCUCCUUCUUUGGCGGCUCCAACCCCUUCGACAUGUUCUUUGGGUCCAACCGCAACCACAGUCGCACCAACGGCUUCUCCUUCCACAAUGACCACAGCAACGAUGCAGAGCAGGACAUGGACAUGGAUGACGACGACCCCUUCACUCAUUUUGGAAGACAGUUUGGCUUCCCAGGGGGGAUGAAAAAUGGCUUUCCUGGGGAGAAGAGCCACAGAAGAAGGGGGAUGCCGUCAGAGUCCCUAUCUAACGGCCGGAAGCACCAAGACCCUCCAGUGGUCCAUGAGCUGAAGGUCUCGCUGGAAGAAAUCUUCCACGGCUGCACCAAGCGCAUGAAGAUCACCCGCCGCAGGCUGAACCCGGACGGGCGCAGCAUGAGAACAGAGGACAAGAUCCUUAAUAUCAUCAUCAAGAAAGGCUGGAAGGAGGGGACCAAGAUCACCUUCCCGAAGGAGGGGGACGAGACACCUGAGAACAUUCCUGCUGACAUAGCCUUUGUUCUUAAAGACAAGGGUCACGCUCACUUCAAGAGAGACGGUUCCAAUAUCAUUUAUAGCUGCAAGAUCAGUCUAAAAGAGGCAUUGUGUGGCUGUUCCGUUAGCAUUCCCACCCUGGAGAACCGCGUCAUCUCCCUUCCCUGCAAUGACAUCAUCAAGCCGGGGACGGUGAAGCGAAUCAGAGGGGAGGGUUUGCCUUUCCCCAAGAACCCGUUACAGCGCGGUGACCUCAUCGUGGAGUUUUCGGUGCGUUUCCCCGACAGGAUCCCGCAUCAGUCCAGAGAGAUUAUCAGACAGCACCUCCCCCAGUCAUAGAAGGACUGACCUCUGACCCCUUCACUGUCCCGCACUCUUUAACAGCCCGAAACCCGCCCGUUCAACCACUCUUCCCUGAUAUUUUGACCCUUAGUUUUAGUGUCUUCUGUUAACGCACACGGUGUUAAAGAGACGCCAUGCUGCGUCGGGACUUCAGGAGUGGAAGGACGAUGGAAGAACGCCAGCACCAGAGGCAGUGUGACGAUGAAUUUAUUUGUGUUUGUUUUGUCUCCCGGCCAAAGCACACACUCCCCGGAGCAGCGGAGAUGCUGAGGACGAGCUCGACACAAAUCGCGCUGCUUCUUUUCUUAACUGUUUUUUACAGAUCAAUCCGUGUCAGGUUUUAUAUGACACCCGAACUCUCUCCCAUCCUCGUCUUUUUGUGAUAGGAUGGAAGUGUGAGUGCUUUUGUUUUGUUUUGUUGUUUUUCUAAAGAAAGAAAACAUGUUUCUUUUCUAGACUGCUUUCAAAGAUGAUUAUUUAUUUUUACUUUGAUGCGUACCAGCAGGUUUAAUGUGUUGAGUGCAAACCCCGGUUUUAACAUAACUCUCCCACUGCCACCUGCUUUUCUACAAGCUCUCAUUUCAAUAAAAGGAUUGCUCUCCGUCGGCCAUUUUACCCUCACGAUAAGCAUCCAGCUUAAACAAUACAAGCCAAUCUCGGCUGCUUAAUAAAUAAUCUGAGAAUGACAAUCACACAAUGAAACAGCAGUGUAAACUUGGAUUAUACAGCCUGCACAUAAUAUGGGUGCUUCCCCUUUUCUGAGCUUAAUAAUCUGGCUCCAUAUGUGAGGAACAUUUAGGUGCCUUAGCUUUGUAUCACACCACACAUGUCAAUCUAUACGUUACUGUAUGUGAGCAAGGACACAUUUCAGGGGGUGAUCUGAUACAACACUGGUGAUUUAUUCCCCCCCCCCACCAUUACACUACAUCCUUGCAAAGUGCCGUACAAAAAUACAGGUUGGAUUUGUGUGUUAAAGCUAAUCUGCUUCCUCCUGUGCCAUCUGAAGGCCAUGUCGUGGUGCUAUACUGAGAGCAGUGCCAAAAAUAGACCACAAUGGUGUCUACUUAUCGGUUUUAAUGCACUUCUCUCUCUCUCUCUCUGUAACAUCUGUACAUCAAAUGUAUAUCUUUUUUUUGUCAUUCUUUCAAGUAGAAACCCAUUUUUAGGGAAGAAUAAUAAUAGUGCAGCAGUUCUCUGCCUCAACUGCAGGGGACUCUGAAAGCUCCCUUUUUACUGUACCUGACAGUGAUAAGGUGUGUGUGUGUGUGUGUGUGUGUGUGUGUGUGAGAGAGACAGACAGAGAGAGUAUGGUUGAUGCAGACAGCCACUGUCGGUUAUAUAAUGUAUAUCACAUAUGGGAACAUGUUUUAAUGCAAAAUGUCGGGGGGAAAAAAAUGCACUUUUUAUGUCGUUAAAGAAACUGUGUGUGAAUGUCCUGCCUCGCAGAGCCACAGAGGACAAAUGUCCCCAGUGUGGCUGAAACCUGACUGCACAUAAUGCUGCUGCUGCUGCUGCUGCUGCUGCUGCUGCUGUUGCUGCUGAAAGACUCACUGUCACUGGUUAUGUGCAUCUGACAAUAUUUAUUAUCUUUUCAAGGUGGAAACCAAUAAACCAAAUGUGUGAAGUUUAA